CCAGGGGUUCCUGGAAUAAGAGAUGUUAGUGUAAAGGUGACAGAUUUAAACCCCUAGCUGCCCUGCUCCAGCAUCUGAGGGUUUCAUUACAUUUCUACCCUUACAACUCCCCUGGGAGGGAACUGCCUGUCAUUUCCACGUGGGAAGACGGAUCCCAGGAGCAGUGCCCUGCCCUCAGCCCCAUUGUGCUGCAGGGUCUCUCUACCACAGUAGGCAGGGUGGAAUGGAGGGGGGGUACUCUUGGGGGGUGCCCAGAAACAUUUGAAAGAUGGGAUCAUCACAAGAUUGGGGAGGAAGCUGGUCCCCCCAGUCAAAAGUGACCAUGGGAGUUCAAGGAGGAGGAGCCCUUCUUGCUGGGAGAAGAGGUCCUGCCUUAAGAAGUCAAGGAGGCCAGGCGUGGUGGUUCACACCUGUAACCCCAGCACUUUGGGAGACUGAGGCAGGAGGAUAGCUUGAGUUCAGGAAUUUGAGACUAACCCGAGCAAUGUUGUGACACCCUGUCCUUACAAAAAGUGGAAAAAAUAUUAGUUGAGCAUGGUGGGGUGUGCCUGUAGUCCCAGCUACUCAGGAGGCUGAGUUGGGAGGAUCACUUGAGCCUGGGAGUUUGAGGCUGCAGUGAGCUGUGAUGGAGCCACUGCACUCAGCCUGGGUGGCAGAGUGAAACCCUGCCUCAAAAAAAAAAAAAAAAGUCUGGUUGAGGUGCCUCACGCCUAUAAUCCCAGCACUUUGGGAGGCUGAGGCAGGUGGAUCACCUGAGGUCGGGAGUUUGAGACUAGCCAUGACCAACAUGGAGAAACCCCAUCUCUGCUAAAAAUACAAAAUUAACUGGGCAUGGUGGUACGCACCUGUGAUCCCAGCUACUGGGGAGGCUGAGGCAGGAGAAUCACUUGAGCCCAGGAGGUGGGAGUUGCCGUGAGCUGAGAUCACGUCACUGCACUCCAGCUUGGGCAACAAGAGCCAAACUCAGUCUUAAAAGAAAAAAGUCAGGGAGCUGGGGUGGGGGCAAGUGGGUGAGGCCACAUGGCAGACCCUUCUGCAUGACAUUUUACAGCACAGGAACCCCACCCCACCCCCAUUCCUUCCCCCAGAGACACAUCCUUAAACCCUGCUGGGCAGGGAAACUUGGCCCUGCCAGGAACCUGUCACUUAACCCUGGACAGUUCCUCCUUCCCUCCGCACCUCAGCGCUCCCUGUCAGACGGGCCACCCUGCAGCUCUGUGGGGUUGUUGGAGAAUCAGAUGACAUCAUGUAAUGGUUGGCCAUCUGUGGAGCGCUUCAGAACUUCAGCAAACAUUCCAUGAGGACGUCGUGGUGCCGGGGGUGCCAGGGAGGGAAAAGGAUGAUUCAGAAGCACCCCCCCCUCCACCAUCCAGGGGGAGGAGUUAGGGUUGGGGGAGGAUCAGAUGGUGGGAAGGGAAGAGAAUGCAGUCCAGUAACAAAGCAAGCUUUGUCCUAUUGCCUUCUUUGUUCUGAUUUGUUAUUUAACCUAUUUUGAAUUUCAAAUAACAUCCGAAGGGCAGUAUUGAGAUGUUUAUGCUUGGAGGAGGCAGCAGUGGUUUAUAAAAAAGGAAGCCGGCUGAGCCACAGAUGUAGGUGUUCUUGUUAAGGAUCAUGAUUGACGUUGAUCAGCUGAGGUCCCAGGUCUGUGUAGGAAACCACCCUGGGCAGGAGAGAAGCUGACCCCCUUGGGGGUGCUUUCUCUGUGCUUGAACAUCUACAGCUGCUUCUGAGGGGCUGGGAGCCGGGCCCCGGGGAGAGACGAGCCAUGGAGCCCCCACAGCCUCAGCAUUCAGGGACCUCACCUUAGGAGAGCGUCAUCCACAGCUUCCUCCAGGGCAAAGGAGCUGAGCACCGGUCCCCAGCGCAACCCACCUCCCUCCCCCAGCCCCUGGUGGGCAUGGACUAGUGGCUGUGAGCCGCCAGAGCUGAUGCCUGGCCCCCAGGGGGGCGGAGGCGCCCCCACUAUGAGCCUGGGCAAGCUCUCACCUGUGGGCUGGGUGUCCAGUUCCCAGGGAAAGAGGCGGCUGACUGCAGACAUGAUCAGCCCCCCACUCGGGGACUUCCGCCACACCAUGCACGUGGGCCGUGGCGGAGACGUCUUUGGGGACACCUCCUUCCUCAGCAACCAUGGUGGCAGCUCCGGGGGCACCCAUCGCUCACCCCGCAGCUUCCUGGCCAAGAAGCUGCAGCUGGUGCGGAGGGUGGGGGCGCUCCCCCGGAGGAUGGCGUCUCCACCUGCGCCCUCACCGGCUCCACCAGCCAUCUCCCCCAUCAUCAAGAACGCCAUCUCCCUGCCUCAGCUCAACCAGGCCGCCUACGACAGCCUCGUGGUUGGCAAGCUCAGUUUCGACGGCAGCCCUGCCAGCUCCACAGAUGGCCGCUCCAGCUACGGCCUGGACUCUGGGUUCUGCACAAUCUCCCGCCUGCCCCGCUCAGAAAAGCCGCAUGACGGAGACCGGGAUGGUUCCUUCCCCUCUGAGCCGGGGCUCCGCCGCUCUGACUCUCUCUUGUCCUUCCGCCUGGACCUCGACCUUGGGCCCUCGCUCCUCAGCGAGCUGCUGGGGGUCAUGAGCCUCCCGGAAACCCCUGCAGCUGAGACCCCAGCCCCUGCUGCAAACCCCUCAGCUCCUGCUGCAAACCCCCUACCCCCUCCUGCAAACUCCCCGGCUCCUACUGCAAACCUCCCAGCCCCUGCCGCAAGCUCCACACCCCGUGGACGCUGUCCCAAUGGGGUAACAGCCGGGUUGGGCCCAGUGGUGGAGGUGAAGGCCAGCCCAGUGGGAGGGGGUCCCCGAGGACCUGCUGACCCAGCCCUCAGCAGGCACUGGGGAGCAGGCUGGGGUGGUGACCUCCAUUACCCAUAUACGCGGCAGGAGCGAGUGGAGGUGCUACCCCAAGCCCGGGCCUCCUGGGAGAGCCUGGACAAAGAGUGGAGGGCACCCCAGGUGGGCACCAGGACCCCGGUGCCCAGCACAGUGCAAACACACACCUUCGAAUUUGCGGAUGCUGAAGAGGAUGAUGAGGUCAAGGUUUGAGGGACUGGGGCCUGUUCUCAGGGCCCCACCUAGGUGCAGAGCCAGCCCCUCACCUAACAGCUGAUUCCUGCCACACCAGAGAGGGGAGAAGCCGAGUUGCCCCAAGUUCCUCCCCGCCUCUGCAGGACAGAUGUGGGAGAAAGGACAGGGACAGCCAGGCUUGCUCUGGGACUUGGAAGCUCCCAGGGGCCUGCCAGGCUGACCACCUCCCCCCACUGCCACUCUGGACCUAAUAGCUGUUCCUUCGGCCCCACCCCAUGCCACCCCCACCAGCUGGAGGGGCCAGCCUCACAGUGUGGCCUUUGUGCCAGACCAAGCUGUCCGUGUGGGGUGGGGGGCAGGGAGUAUACCACACAAGGCCAUUGUCUCACCUCCCAAAGGGACCGCCUGCCCCCAGCUCAUCCCAGAGUGUCCCCACUGCAACUGUGACAGCCCUAUCCCAGGCCACUUUCCCAGCCUCCCAGUUAUCCCAGGAAGGUCAGGUAUGAGCUCACGGGGAGAAAUCCCACCUGCCUGUAUACUCCAGACCUGCCUCUGGGACCUGAUUAAAUAAGGCUGUUUUGAUAAAA
Messenger RNA from Callithrix jacchus (white-tufted-ear marmoset), 3604 nucleotides. It is a transcript of the gene CDC42EP1, whose product is annotated as CDC42 effector protein 1. Gene Ontology annotation, molecular function: small GTPase binding. Lineage: Eukaryota; Metazoa; Chordata; Mammalia; Primates; Cebidae. Gene Ontology annotation, biological process: positive regulation of pseudopodium assembly; regulation of cell shape; positive regulation of actin filament polymerization. The record is from RefSeq and is a predicted model, not a curated record. Gene Ontology annotation, cellular component: plasma membrane; cytoskeleton; cytoplasm.